Molecule: messenger RNA, 753 nt
Organism: Procambarus clarkii (red swamp crayfish)
Lineage: Eukaryota; Metazoa; Arthropoda; Malacostraca; Decapoda; Cambaridae
Source: RefSeq, a predicted model, not a curated record
AUGGUCACUAUCCUGCCAGUACUGAGAGACGCCAAGAGUGACACAGACGCCAAGAGUGAGACAGACGCCAAGAGUGACACAGACGCCAAGAGUGACACAGACGCCAAGAGUGACACAGACGCCAAGAAUGACACAGACGCCAAGAGUGAGACAGACGCCAAGAGUGAGACAGACGCCAAGAGUGAGACAGACGCCAAGAGUGACACAGACGCCAAGAGUGACACAGACGCCAAGAGUGAGACAGACGCCAAGAGUGACACAGACGCCAAGAAUGACACAGACGCCAAGAGUGAGACAGACGCCAAGAGUGAGACAGACGCCAAGAGUGAGACAGACGCCAAGAGUGAGACAGACGCCAAGAGUGAGACAGACGCCAAGAGUGAGACAGACGCCAAGAGUGAGACAGACGCCAAGAGUGAGACAGACGCCAAGAGUGAGACAGACGCCAAGAGUGAGACAGACGCCAAGAGUGAGACAGACGCCAAGAGUGACACAGACGCCAAGAGUGACACAGACGCCAAGAGUGAGACAGACGCCAAGAGUGACACAGACGCCAAGAGUGACACAGACGCCAAGAGUGACACAGACGCCAAGAGUGACACAGACGCCAAGAGUGAGACAGACGCCAAGAGUGACACAGUUCAAUAUAUGGUUGCACAACAUCGCUCUUCACGUAGUGAAGAAAAAGUUCUGAACACAGUUCCUUCUUCAAAUUUUUAUUACAAGUGUUUCCUGAAGAUUGAUUUUUACAGA